This is a messenger RNA of Plectropomus leopardus (leopard coralgrouper), 1156 nucleotides long. It is a transcript of the gene sdf2l1, whose product is annotated as stromal cell-derived factor 2-like 1. The record is from RefSeq and is a predicted model, not a curated record. Lineage: Eukaryota; Metazoa; Chordata; Actinopteri; Perciformes; Serranidae.
AAGUGACUGAACGUGCCGUCACUGUCAGACAACAGAGACACAAAGAUGGAGGUAAUUCACACUUUAAACGCUUUAGUCAAAUCUCUGCUGUUUGUACUGCUGUGGACAAACAGUGAGGGGAGAGAGUCGGAGCUCAACUAUGUCACCUGCGGCUCUCUGGUCAAACUGCUCAACACCAGACACAACGUCCGGCUGCACUCCCAUGAUGUCAAAUACGGCUCAGGCAGUGGACAGCAGUCUGUAACUGGAGUGGAGAAUGCAGAUGAUGCCAACAGUUAUUGGCAGAUUCGUGGGAAGCCCAACCGUCCUUGUCAGCGUGGGGCGGCCAUCAAGUGUGGUCAGGCCAUCCGCAUCACACACAUGAAGACGGGUCGAAACCUCCACACACACCACUUCAGCUCACCGCUGUCUAAUAACCAGGAGGUCAGCGCCUUUGGAGAGAACGGCGAAGGUGACGACUUGGACGUGUGGAUGGUGCAGUGCGACGGCGUCCACUGGGAGCGCGAAGAGGCCGUGCGCUUCAAACACGUGGGCACCGACGUCUUCCUGAGCGUGACUGGCGAGCAGUAUGGACCCCCCAUCCGCGGCCAGAGGGAGGUGCAUGGCAUGAGCUCCCCCAACCAGCACAACUGGUGGCGCUCCAUGGAGGGCGUGUUCGUGCAGCCCAGUCAGAUGCCACUGCGCCAUGACGAGCUCUGACAUCAUCACUAGGAGACACAAAGCACGUGGAUUCCAUGUGAAGCUUUUCUAGCUCUCCUGGACCAGAUGAUGUCAUGUGUGAAGGAUGACGAAUAUUUGACUGCUGACUCUUCUGUGUACAUUUGAAGCACUCAGGUCGGUCGUGAAUGAGGAGGAUGAUGUGAUUUUUCCUAAAAGUUUGAAUAUGAUCAAUGAUACUGUAUGUAGUGAAGGUCUAUAUGCUCUAUAGAUCAGUCUCCUCUUUAGAGAAUUUUAAAGGGAAGGAAUUACUUUUUGUAAAAAAUCAAGGCUGGACCCCCAAUUAGGCAUAGCAGCUACCAGUGGGCCCCUAGGAGCCCUGAAAGACACAAGCUUGCUGUUGUAAUCUAAUUAAUUUUGUAAAUACACACGUCCAAAGAACAAUAUCAGUUGUAAUGUUAACAGACUGUGUGUCGAAUAAAACCUUUGUUUUAGUUCA